This is a messenger RNA of Suillus subalutaceus, 1302 nucleotides long. RefSeq names its product activator of Hsp90 ATPase. NCBI's taxonomy places the organism in Eukaryota, Fungi, Basidiomycota, Agaricomycetes, Boletales, Suillaceae. Gene Ontology annotation, cellular component: cytosol. The transcript is spliced from 7 exons. The coding region runs from base 129 to 1124 and encodes 331 amino acids. The record is from RefSeq and is a predicted model, not a curated record. Gene Ontology annotation, molecular function: protein-folding chaperone binding; ATPase activator activity. Gene Ontology annotation, biological process: protein folding; positive regulation of ATP-dependent activity.
CAACAAACUUGUAAACUUUAACUUCCUUGGCGGCCAAAUUCUUAUAUUCUCGCUACAAUUGGUCUGUUCAUCCUUCAGCUGCUAGCACAACAGUCUUUCAUCUCUUUUUAUUAUAACCACAACCAAUUAUGAGCAAGACGGCUAUGCCAAGUUCUACUGCGAACUGGCACUGGAAAAAUAAAAAUGUCACUCCAUGGGCAAAGGAAUGGUUCCAGCGAGAGCUGACAGCUAUCGUGAUCGAAGGAACCGAGGGAAACGUCGCGAUUUCUUCUGUGAGGAUUGACGAGGGCGAUGUUGAGCUCGGUCAGCGCAAGUCAAAGUUGAUCACGAUAUACGAUAUUCAAAUCAGGCUAGAUUGGCAAGGGGCCACGAGUGAUGGGACAGAUGUAGUUGGAAAACUCAGCAUCCCAGAAGUCUCGCAUGAAAUCACGCUGGAUAAGCUGUCAGACUACGUCUACAACUGGACGCUCGACACUACUUCUAGUCCUGCAGUGAACGCGCUCUUCGCUUUUGUCAAGACACGUCUCCCAUCUGCUCUCGAGGCCAAGUUUGCCGAGUUCCCUGCGGCUCUCAUCGAUACCCAUGGAAAGGACCUUACUGUCAGCGGGGAAUCUAGCCGCACAGGUACCCCAGCUCUUUCUAUGGACGCAGUUGCUGCGACGGCCACAUCAGCCUCUACGACCGUUCCAAAACCUGCCCCGGUCAAACAAUCUCAACUUAACACGUCCAGUGUAGUCAAGGAAGCGACGUUUAUGGCCGCUUCAGACGAUCUUUUCGGACUCUUCACGGAUGAAAAGAGAAUUCCUUUGUGGACCCGUGCACCAGCUCAGUCUGCAGCGCAAGCAGACACCGAGUACUCGUUGUUUGGUGGUGGUGUCAAGGGAAAGUAUGUGUCACUGACGCCAGGCAAGGAGAUUGUGCAGACUUGGGCUUUACAAAGUCCUACGUGGCCAUCAGAGCACUUUGCAACACUGACAACGACUUUCGAGCAGUCGUCUGAUUCGACAAAAGUGAGGUUUACUCUUGAUGGCGUGCCGAAAGGCAUGGAAGAGGAAAUCACCAGGAAUUUGGAGGGAUACUACAUACACGGCCUUAAAUCCAUUGGGUUGGGCACAGUUCUCUGAUCGAGUCGCUUCGCGCGGCGAAAGGAAAGGAAAUGUCAUUAAGUGUAUCGCAGGUGUCUCUAGGUGAUCAAGAAGAAAUGCGCGGUGUAGGAGGAUUUAUACAGUAGAACCGAGCGUGGAAUGGUGUAUAGAAAGGUAUAGAAUUGGUAGAAAUGAAUACAUUUCGAGUUUUUUGUAC